Cordyceps militaris CM01 is the source of this 3117-nucleotide messenger RNA. Its product is annotated as GTP-binding protein. The transcript has 4 exons. Gene Ontology annotation, cellular component: cytoplasm; microtubule; membrane. Gene Ontology annotation, molecular function: GTPase activity; GTP binding; microtubule binding. Bases 1 to 3117 code for a protein of 1038 amino acids. The record is from RefSeq and is a predicted model, not a curated record. NCBI's taxonomy places the organism in Eukaryota, Fungi, Ascomycota, Sordariomycetes, Hypocreales, Cordycipitaceae.
AUGGCACCUACCAUCGAAUCAUCCCUGGAGACGCAGGGCCUUGCAAGCGAGCAGACGGAGCUCCUGAACCUCAUCGACAAACUACAAUUUGCACAGCUCGACAGUAUCAAGCUCCCGCAAAUCGUCGUCGUGGGCGACCAGUCGGCCGGCAAGAGCUCUGUCCUCGAGGCCCUCUCCGGCACCCCGUUUCCGCGAGAUGCCGGGGCCUGCACGAGAUUCGCCACCGAAAUUCGGCUCCGCAGAGCAAAGGAAGCCCGACUCAAAGUGUCCAUCAUCCCCGACAAGACGCGCCCGUACAACGAGCAGACCAAGCUGCUCCAGUAUGGCGGUGACGUCACGGGUGACAUGCCCUUUGAGACGCUGAUGCGCGAAGCCACGGAGCUCAUCGCACCAAAGAACAUUCCUGGACGAUUUGCGGCGAAAGACAUCCUCGUCGUGGAGAAGACGGGCCCCGAGAUGCCCCUUCUCACACUUGUCGACUUGCCUGGCCUGGUUCGGGUAGCCAACCGCGACCAGUCCGAGGCCGAUAUCGCGACCAUCGAACAUCUCUCGGACCGUUAUAUGAAGAGCUCCCGAACGAUUAUUCUUGCCGUUAUUGGAGGCAACAACGACUACGUCCAGGCUCCAAUCCUGACCAAGACUCGCCAGUUUGAUCCAAACGGAUCCAGAACGAUUGGUGUUUUGACCAAGCCGGAUAUGACCGAGGGCAUCGGCCUGGAAGACAAGUUUGUGGAGCUCGUCAUGAAUAAGGACGAAGAGAACCACUUCAAGCUGGGCUGGUAUGUCCUGCUGAACCCUGGCCCGGGUGAGCAGUGGACCACUGCUGCGGACCGCAACCGUCGCGAGACGGAAUUCUUCACCCGCGGCAAAUGGGCAAACCUGCCACCGGAGAUAUGGGGAAUCGCCUCUCUGCGUCAGAAGCUCAGCAGCCAGCUGCAGCGCCACAUCGGCAAGCACGUCAAGAGCCUGCGCCGCCAGAUCCAGCAGGCGCUCGAGCGCUGCGAGGGCCAGCUCAAGGAGAUGGGCGAGGGCAGAGACACGGUGGAGGAGAUGCGAAUCGACUUGGGAGAGCUGUUUGCCGCAUCCAACAAUUUGGUCACGCCUGCCGUUAACGGCAACUACAAGAACCCGUUUGGCGAGCGCUUCUUUGCCCGCCAGUCGAGCCCCAAGGGCACGCCCUCGCAACAGCUCCGCGCCCGCGUCCGCGAGGAAAGCGAGCGGUUCGCGCGUCUGUUCCGCCAGCAGGGCCGCAAAGUCAACUUUUCCGAACCCUCUACCGCCAACCUCCCGUCUGCCGGCACCGUGGGCGACCAGAGCAAGAAGGAUUUCGCGCAGCGCGAAGUCGAGCCUCUUCUGCGCCAGAUUCGCGGCAACGAACUGCCCCUUGACUCCAACCCCCGCGCUCCGUAUAUUCUCUUCCAAGACUACUCGCGCAACUGGCCCGUGCUGGCGCAAGAGUACAAGGACAACCUGAGCGUCAUCUGCAACGAGUUCCUGGUCGACCUCAUCAGCCACAUCUGGCCGAUGCGCAUGCGCGACCCGCUACACUACCACUUCUUGGAGUCCAAGAUGCGCGAGCUCUUCGACAACGGCGACAAGGAACUGACGCGCCUGACGGACGACAUGGAGCUGGAACUUCAGCCGUUCGACCCCGAGUACGAGGUGCGCCUGCGCAAGUGGCGCGCCGACGCGACGGCGAAUGGCGGCACGUACACGGAAGCGGAGGAGGUGCUGGAAAAGAUGCUGAUCUACUACGACCUGACGGCGCGCAUCUUCACCCGCAACAUCAUUACGCAAGUGGUGGAGCGCCACCUGCUCCUCGGCAUGCUGCGUCUCUUCAACCCCGUCGAGAUUCUGCGCAUGCCCAACUCGACUAUUGAGUCCAUCGUCGCCGAGAAUAAGGAGACACGCGACCGCCGCCUGAUGCUCAAGGAGCAGAAAAAGGCCAUUGAGGAGGCGCGCAACAUUUGCGCCAGCUUGGCCAUGCGCAGCGAUCUGCGCGCCUAUGCCGAUGAGGCCGACGACGACGUCGACACGGACACGGACAGUCCGACGACGAGCCGUAGCACCAUACCGCAACAGCCUGUCAACCCGCAACCUGCGCCGUCGCGUCGAUCUGCCGAGGCGAACCGACAGGGUUACCCGGAAGAGCGUCCUCGACCAGCUGCCGAGGCGAACCGACAGGGCUACCCGGAAGAGCGUCCUCGACCAGCUGCCGAGGCGAACCGACAGGGCUACCCGGAAGAGCGUUCUCGCCCAGCUGCCGAGGCGAACCGACAAGAGCGUCCCCGUCCAGCGGUAGAUGCACGUGGUCGUCCUCAGCAGGCGCCUCAACCGCCGUACCAGCAGCCCUCGGCGCCCGUUGCGCAUGUGGCACCGGCUGCGCCGAGCUUCUACCAGGAGCAGUCUCGUGAGCGGGACCCGGCAUAUUACGCGACGGCGGCGUCGUCGGGGCAGCCGCACCAUGGGCCGCCGCCCCCUCGUCCGCAUAAGGAGGCUGGCUACGAGGAGUCCAACGGCUACUACGACGCGGCUCCAACCCAAAAUGGAGGAGGUAGGGGGCACAAGGAUAGUGCCCGCCAGCGCCUCGUGGCCUCGAUGCCUCAAUUACUCGGAAGUCUUCUUCAGGCCAACCCACUCGGGGUAGUUGUACAAGACAACGGCGUCUGUGGCAGCGCACGUCGCCGCGCCGAACUUGACGUACCGGCGCGUCUUGGGCGCGAGGUUGCGCCACGCCCAGGAACUGCCGCCUCCAGUCGAGGCAGAAGAAGCAGGCGCGCCGGCCAUACUAAUCCCGGCUUCGGCAGACGGACCCAUGACGCGGGUCGAAGUGCUAAAGGUGGCGGCGCGGCGGGCGGCAGUGCGGGCGAAGAUGGUGGCAGGCAUGGUUGUGUGUAUUCAAGAGGGAGACUCGGUAUCGUCCAGGAGAAUGCAGGGAACUUUGUCGUUGGUGUCGUCGGCAAUGAGGACCAAAAAGACAAAGAGACAGAAGAGGGCCAGGGCGGCGCGCAGGACCGGGUGGACGGGUGGGCAGUCGUGAGGCGGCGGCGUGGUGCCGCCGUCGGCGUGGAGCGCGCCGGCGGAGCGCUGGAAUGCGUCGGCUGCGACUCUCUUUGA